AUGUUUUCAACAAUUAGACAACAAACAAGAGCUUCACGUCGCUCGAUAGAACACACUAUUAAAAGAUUCAAUUCCUCACAUCAUCAUCAUCAUCAUCAUCAUCAUGAACCAGAGUCCAAACCCGUAGAAAUAACAUUUGCCAAAGUAUUUGGUGUUGCUGCAUUAGCAGGUGGAUUUUUAGUUUAUAAGAAUAAAGAUUCUACUGAGAAACCAUUAUUUGCUUCUAAAUAUUUUGAUGAAAUUACUACUGGCGAACGUAGUCAUUUAAGAGAUGAACUGUAUGAUAGAAAAUACAAAGUUGGAUUCCUUAAAACAUUCGAUAGAGAUAAUAGUGGAUUAGGUGAACAAUUGAAGAAAACUGGUAGUGUUUAUGAAUUACCGAAUUACAAUUUAAUUCCAGCCCAUUCUCCAUUCGGAUACCAAUUUGGUGCUGGGAUUAGAACUCAAGAAUUAGGACCAAGAAGAGAAAGAGAAAGACGUUUUUAA
This is a messenger RNA of Candida tropicalis MYA-3404, 486 nucleotides long. RefSeq lists its product as uncharacterized. Lineage: Eukaryota; Fungi; Ascomycota; Pichiomycetes; Serinales; Debaryomycetaceae. The record is from RefSeq and is a predicted model, not a curated record. The transcript has a single exon. The coding region runs from base 1 to 486 and encodes 161 amino acids.